Molecule: messenger RNA, 4619 nt
Organism: Lacerta agilis (Sand lizard)
Lineage: Eukaryota; Metazoa; Chordata; Lepidosauria; Squamata; Lacertidae
Gene: PTK2
Product: protein tyrosine kinase 2
Exons: 35
Coding region: 355-3780 (1141 amino acids)
Biological process (GO): signal complex assembly; protein phosphorylation
Cellular component (GO): cytoskeleton; focal adhesion
Molecular function (GO): ATP binding; protein tyrosine kinase activity
Source: RefSeq, a predicted model, not a curated record
CUGGUUGCAUUCUGUUUGGUAGCUUGUCCAGGGAAAAGGAUGAUCUGUGCUUUAAAUUGUUGAGGCAUGCGAAGACUCCGAAACUGAAAUGCAUUCUUCACGCUGUCGGAAUAUAUUACUUGAGCAGCACUAAGGAAUGGGGUGGUGUGGAGGUGGGUCUUUUCUUGCUUCUACCUUUGCAGCCAAACCUGAAAGACGCUAGAUGUAAGGAGGGUUAGUAGUUGAUUUUUUCCUGCUUGUGACUACACUCGAGCGGCUGCCUUCCCAGCCCCCCUGCGGGAGCAAAUACUACUGGAGACCUGAAUUGGAACAUUGUAUGCUGGAGCCUGGCGUGAUCUCUAUACGAUUGUGUGUAUGUUGUUCUUGGAAUUGGCAGGGCAACAGGCCCCGAAACAAGCAGGUGUCAUCUAUAUGGAGAAAAGCGGCUGUAGUCCAUUCCCAAUAUGCUGGGCUAAAGAAUAUGACAGAUACCUAGCAUCUAGCAAAACCAUGGCAGCAGCUUACCUAGACCCAAACUUGAAUCACACACCAAGCUCAAGCACAAAGACGCACCUCAGUUCUGGGAUGGAGCGUUCUCCUGGGACGAUGGAACGAGUCCUAAAGGUUUUCCAUUAUUUUGAAAGUAACAGUGAGCCAACAACAUGGGCCAGUAUUAUACGUCACGGGGAUGCUACAGAUGUUUGGGGCAUAAUCCAGAAGAUAGUAGAUAGUCACAAAGUAAAAAAUGUAGCCUGUUACGGUUUACGGCUCAGUCACCUGCAGUCAGAGGAAGUUCAUUGGCUUCAUCCAGAGAUGGGAGUGUCCAACGUGAGGGAGAAAUUUGAACUAUCCCAUGCGCCGGAGGAAUGGAAAUAUGAACUUCGAAUCCGAUACUUACCAAAAGGAUUUCUGAACCAGUUUACUGAAGAUAAGCCAACGUUAAAUUUUUUCUAUCAGCAGGUGAAAAAUGACUAUAUGAUAGAAAUAGCAGACCAGGUGGACCAGGAAAUUGCCUUGAAGCUAGGUUGCCUUGAAAUCCGGAGAUCAUACUGGGAGAUGAGAGGCAACGCAUUAGAUAAGAAGUCAAACUAUGAAGUAUUAGAGAAAGAUGUGGGCUUAAAAAGAUUUUUUCCGAAGAGUUUGUUGGAUUCAGUAAAGGCCAAAAACCUACGAAAAAUGAUCCAGCAAACGUUUCGACAGUAUGCCAACCUCAAUAGAGAAGAAAGUAUUUUGAAAUUCUUCGAGAUCCUCUCACCAGUAUACAGAUUUGACAAGGAAUGCUUCAAGUGUGCUCUGGGUUCAAGCUGGAUAAUUUCGGUCGAGCUGGCCAUUGGUCCAGAAGAAGGAAUCAGCUACCUUACAGACAAGGGUUCCAAUCUUACUCACCUGGCAGACUUCCAUCAAGUUCAGACCAUUCAGUAUUCAACUAGCGAAGAUAAGGACAGGAAAGGAGUGCUACAAAUGAAAAUUGCUGGAGCACCAGAGCCUCUGACAGUGACAGCACCGUCCUUAACCAUUGCAGAGAACAUGGCAGACUUGAUCGAUGGCUAUUGCCGGCUGGUCAACGGUGCUACACAGUCUUUCAUCAUCAGACCUCAGAAAGAAGGUGAAAGAGCUUUACCGUCCAUACCAAAGCUGGCCAACAACGAGAAGCAAGGAAUACGGUCGCAUACAGUCUCUGUAUCAGGAGUCAAUCACUGUCAACAUAAAGCAAAGAAAGCCAGGCACUUUCUCCCUUUCGUCUUCUGUUCCCAUGAGUCGCCACCUAAGGAUGAAAUUAGUGGGGACGAAACAGAUGACUAUGCAGAGAUUAUAGAUGAAGAAGAUACUUAUACCAUGCCCUCAAAAAGCUAUGGAAUAGAUGAAGCCAGGGAUUAUGAGAUUCAGAGAGAACGGAUUGAACUGGGACGCUGCAUUGGUGAAGGGCAGUUUGGAGAUGUUCAUCAAGGAGUUUACGUGACCCCAGAAAACCCUGCCAUGGCGGUUGCAAUCAAAACGUGUAAAAACUGCACCUCAGACAGUGUGCGAGAGAAAUUCUUACAAGAAGCCUUAACAAUGCGUCAGUUUGAUCAUCCUCACAUCGUCAAGUUGAUCGGCGUUAUCACAGAAAACCCCGUCUGGAUCAUUAUGGAGCUCUGUACGUUAGGAGAGCUGCGGUCGUUUUUGCAAGUAAGAAAAUACAACUUGGAUCUGGCAUCUUUGAUACUGUAUGCUUAUCAGCUUAGCACAGCACUUGCCUACUUAGAGAGCAAACGAUUUGUACAUAGGGAUAUUGCUGCUAGAAAUGUGCUUGUGUCCUCCACGGACUGUGUGAAAUUAGGUGACUUUGGUUUGUCCCGGUAUAUGGAAGAUAGUACAUAUUAUAAAGCUUCCAAAGGAAAAUUGCCUAUCAAGUGGAUGGCACCAGAGUCCAUCAACUUCCGACGUUUUACCUCAGCCAGUGACGUCUGGAUGUUUGGUGUGUGUAUGUGGGAAAUUUUAAUGCAUGGCAUAAAGCCCUUUCAAGGAGUGAAGAACAAUGAUGUGAUUGGCCGCAUUGAGAAUGGCGAGCGAUUACCAAUGCCUCCGAACUGCCCUCCCACUCUGUACAGCCUUAUGACCAAAUGUUGGGCAUAUGACCCCAGCAGGCGGCCGAGAUUUACGGAACUUAAAGCUCAGCUGAAUACAAUACUGGAGGAAGAGAAGCUGCAGCAGGAGGAGCGAAUGAGAAUGGAAUCAAGGCGACAGGUUACGGUGUCCUGGGAUUCGGGAGGAUCAGAUGAGGCUCCUCCCAAGCCCAGCAGACCUGGUUAUCCCAGCCCAAGAUCCAGCGAAGGGUUUUAUCCCAGCCCACAGCAUAUGGUACAGCCCAAUCAUUACCAGGUCUCAGGGUACACCAGUUCCCAUGGGAUUCCGGCUAUGGCGGGUAGCAUUUAUCCAGGCCAGGCUUCCCUCUUGGAUCAAACAGAUUCCUGGAAUCAUCGGCCUCAAGAAAUAUCCAUGUGGCAACCCAACAUGGAGGAUUCCGGCAGUUUAGAUCUACGAGGAAUGGGACAAGUUCUACCUGCACAUCUAAUGGAGGAGAGAUUGAUACGACAGCAACAGGAAAUGGAGGAAGACCAGCGAUGGUUGGAAAAAGAAGAGAGAUUCCUGAAACCUGAUGUGAGGCUCUCUAGGGGGAGCAUCGAUCGAGAAGAUGGGUGUCUCCAGGGUCCGGCUUCUAACCAGCACAUUUAUCAGCCUGUGGGUAAACCAGAUCAUUCUGCUCCACCAAAGAAACCACCUCGCCCAGGAGCUCCCAGCCAUUUGGGUAGCCUUGCCAGCCUGAACAGCCCCGUGGACAGCUACAAUGAAGGGGUUAAGCCAUGGAGGAUUCAGCCGCAAGAGAUUAGCCCUCCCCCAACAGCCAACUUGGAUCGUUCCAAUGACAAGGUCUACGAGAAUGUCACAGGCCUUGUGAAAGCGGUCAUAGAGAUGUCCAGCAGAAUUCAGCCAGCCCCACCGGAAGAGUAUGUCCCCAUGGUGAAGGAGGUUGGCUUGGCACUUCGAACUUUACUGGCUACAGUUGACGAGACCAUCCCAGUGCUCCCAACAAGCACUCACAGAGAGAUUGAGAUGGCCCAGAAACUCCUGAACUCUGACCUCGCUGAACUGAUUAACAAGAUGAAGCUUGCUCAGCAAUAUGUCAUGACUAGCCUGCAGCAGGAAUACAAAAAGCAGAUGCUCACGGCAGCUCAUGCUCUGGCUGUGGAUGCAAAAAACUUGCUGGAUGUUAUUGACCAAGCCAGGCUAAAAUCGAUUGGCCAGUCCAGGCCCCACUAAAUGCAGAGGGCAGUUUGCAUUGUGCAGUUGGGAGAGCCUUGCUCCCUUAAUGGGCAAUUAGCCUUCCAGCAGAAAUGAGAAUUGACCCCUCCUGGUCCUGGAUUUCCAGUAAUUCCCAUGCUGCUUAACAAAAUGACGCCUGUUGGUUCUUCUAUCUUCAAGCAUCUUUUUUCCCCCUCAAUUGACAAUGCCAGGAAAAGUCUGAGAUUGAAAAUGUGUCAAUUUUCACAGAACUGUAUCUGCACAGAAUCAGUGGACAUAAAUUUGAAAUUUUCACAUUAUGUGGAAUGUGAAUCUUCAUUUGCCAAUGGAUUUUUUUUUAAAAGAAAAAGAAACAAGUCAAAGACCUUGAACUUUCCAAGGUGCAGAACUGAGCAAAGGUAUUGUGAAGAAUUCUGGGAAACCUCAGGGCUGAGAAUUCUUGCCCACAAUAUGCGAACUGUCCAGACUGGAAUACUUUUUUUUUAUUAGAACACUUAAAGCCGCAAAAUGCUAAUCACAAUUUACAGAGAAAGAUUAAAAAGCUAUAUUUUCAAAGCGUCUGUCAUUUCAAAACAGAAAGUCCUCUUCAUCCAUUUGUUUCCCUCCCCUUCCAUGUGGACGUGUGAAGCAUUGGAUUGGAAAGUAGUUGUAGAACAGCAACAAGAGAACUUGUCUUAUUCACCAGAAUAACAUGCCAGUUUUUUGUAGCAGUUGUUUUCCUCGGAAGCAAAAACAAGCUGCUUUGUACCAGAGCAACACAAAAGCUGAAUUUAGAAGAAAAUGUUAUGUAACCAUACAUGUUCCCCAUUUUUAUAUAAUUUAUAAAGAAAGAUUAAAGCCAUGAUGAAUAUUUUAAA